Messenger RNA from Thalassophryne amazonica, 3154 nucleotides. Its product is annotated as phosphatidylinositol N-acetylglucosaminyltransferase subunit C-like. Gene Ontology annotation, biological process: GPI anchor biosynthetic process. The record is from RefSeq and is a predicted model, not a curated record. Bases 109 to 993 code for a protein of 294 amino acids. The transcript is spliced from 3 exons. NCBI's taxonomy places the organism in Eukaryota, Metazoa, Chordata, Actinopteri, Batrachoidiformes, Batrachoididae. Gene Ontology annotation, cellular component: membrane; glycosylphosphatidylinositol-N-acetylglucosaminyltransferase (GPI-GnT) complex.
CAGAGGGCGCUGUGGCUGUGACAAACAAUUUCACUUCCGGGAUAAUGACGUAAAUAUUUAUGUCAGGAACAGGAACGAUCAGAACCGACCAACAUUACAACCAGGGUGAUGGGGCCAGACAGUGCUCCAGGUCCAGCUGUACCCUGGCGGAAAGUGUUGUGGGAACACCAGCCUUUCCCUGAUAACUAUGUGGACCAGCGGUUCCUGGAGGAGUUACGGAGGAAUGAGGGCAUCCGGCAGUACCACUACUGGGCUGUAGUGAAAGAAGCGGGUUUUGUGGGACAACAGCUGUCCUGUGUGGCCAUUUUCAUCACCCUUUGGCUCUACAUGGAGCAGGGUUUGCUGAGCCCAGAUACCCUUCUGUGCACCAGUCUCCUCUGUGCCCUGCUGGGUUACGGACUAUACCAAGUCUUGACGUCUCAGACCGAAUCGGGCUCUGAGCCCCGCACCCGUCUGGCUGACUUGCAGAGUGCUGCCGUUUUCCUUUCUUUCACCUUUGGCUUCUCCCCCAUCCUAAAGACGCUGACAGAGUCUGUGAGCACGGACACGGUGUACGCCAUGUCUGCUGUGAUGCUGCUGGCCCACUUGCUGUCAUUCCCUUACACACAGCCAUCACCGCCGGGCAGCCUGUCCCUAAACGCAGCCCUGUUUGCGUCGGUAUGUUUGGCCUCUCGGCUCCCAGGAGCUCUGCACACUUUUGCCAUGCUCAGCUCCGCCCUGUUGGUGUUUGCACUGUGGCCCUGCCUGAUGCAGAGGGUGAGGGAGAACGCCCCUCAGCACUUCACAUGGGUGUGUGUAGGCGUGUGUGUUGUAGGAGUUGGGGGUCUCGGGUCCCAGUGGCAGGGUGGAGCCGUGCUUUUGGCCUCAGCUUUAGGAAGCUUGACUCUGCUUUGUCCCUUCCUGCUAGUCAGGCUGCAGAAACACAAGGAUAACAUCCAUGGACCGUGGGACGAGGCUGAGAUUCAAGAGGAUCUGAGCCACUUUUUUGACUAAUAUCGACCACAAAGACAAACAAAUGCUUUGAUCAAACUGACAUUAAAAUGUGCGAGAACUUUAUAGGAAACAGUUUUCUGUCAGUGUUUUGUUGGUGCUGAAAAGCCAAGCGGACAAAUGCUCUUCACCCUUUUAUAACUGUCCAUGUCUGUUAUUUUUAAACUUCAAGCUACUGCAUUCUUUAAAAUGUUGACCUCAUAAACUGUAUAUACCUUUGAUACAAAGGUAUCAGCUAACACACACUUUUAUACCAUAAUAUGCACAAGUUUGUGUCAGUAAUAUUUAAUAUUUUACAGCUGCAUCGAGUGUGCUGUAUAUGGAGGAAUAACUGUGCAACAGUUAACUAUGUGACUUGAUAAACAAGGGCUCUGAUUCAUAAAAUAUUUUCUUUUAAUAACUAGAAAGGCAUUCAGGAAAUGCAUACAUCCAGCGAGCUCCAACAGACCACUUUUUACAUCUGCUGUCAUUUUUUUAAAUCUUUUUCUUUUUGACAUUGUGGAAGGUUUUAUAUAUACAGUGUGUGUGUCUAUAUAUGUGUGUAUCAGGGUUCCAGCUAGGACCAUUUUAGUGCCGGGUAAAUUAUGUGAUCGCAGCUCAUAGCUUCCGCGGCCCCCUGAAGCUAUAGGGUUUUAUACCACUAAAACUCAUUGACAUUGUUUUCAGCUGCUGCCCUUCACAGCUCUGGCCACUGAACGCGCUGACUCUCUGAUCUCUGCUGUUUGCGAUUUGAUAAAGAAAAUGAGAUAUUUCUUAUUACUUUAAUUAUUGGUUUAAAAUAGCAAAACUAUGAUUCCAUAAGCUUGAAAUAUGAUCAAAUUGGUACAUUUUCAGCAACAUUUCAGUUCAUUUUUCAGAAAUUCUGAGCUGGGUGGCACAGCCAAUUUUAACCCGAGAGCCAGGUGGAAAUUUGCAGUACAGGACGGAGCACACCUUGCAUGUAUCAGGUUGGACCUCCCUUUGCCUUCACUACUGCUUUAUUUCUUCAUGGCAUUGAUUCAACAAGGUGGUGGAAACAUGAUAGCUUCUUGCAGUCGCCCAUCCAACCAGACUGCUCAUUCUCUCCUCUGACCUCUGACAACAACAAGGCAUUUUCAUCCACAAAACUGCCGCUCAUUGGAUGUCUACUCUUUUUUGAACCAUUUUUUUGGUAAACUUUAGAGAUGGUUGCACGUGACGAUCCCAGUAGAUCAGCAGUUUCUGAAAUACUCAGAACAGCCCGUCUGGCACCAACAACCAUGCCACCUUCAAAGUCACUUAAAUCCCCUUUCUCACACCAAUUUGAUGCUCAGUUUGAACUUCAGCAAGUCGUCAUCUUGACCACAUCUGGAUGCCUGCAUGCAUUGAGUUGCUGCCAUGUGAUUUGUUGAUGCACUAUUUGUGUUAAACAAUUGAACAGGUGUAAUAAUGUGAAAUGACAGGGGGGAAAGGUAUUGAACACCUGAAGAAAGGGUGGUGAAAUCUGUCAACUGGUGAAAUCUCCACCUUGUUUCACUUUGAAUACUUUCACAUCCUUUGGUAUCAGCUUACAAACUUACUGACAAAGCGACAAUAACAAUAAUAAUAUGAAUGAAUUUAUUUAUUCAGCACACACAGAUUUAAAAAUAAUAAAAAAAGCUCAUAAAGAGAACAAUUUAACAACAUACCCAUGUGGCCGAAAUGGUGUAGAAAGCAGCAAAAGUCUAUUGAAAACAUGCAACAAAGUGUAUGAAUCAAAAGUUUCCCAAUGAGAAAUUUCCUUAGUGUAUGUGCACAAAAUACUGUUAGUGACUUUAUCAGAAUUCUCAUCAGCUGAUACCUGUGUGGGGUUGUGUCUAAAUAAACCAGCCAGAAAACAAUGUGGUUUUGCCUUCAGAAUCCUCUCUCCUUUCUAAUAAUGUCCUUCAGUACAAAGUCGACUGUGCACAGUGACGACAUCCAGAGCUUACAGAGAGAGAGAGACGUGUGCUGCUCUGCAGAGUGCAACCUUCAAACAUGCAACAAUUGAGCUUUAUACAAGCAGUGUGUCUGUCCUAACACAUGAAACCUGAGUAAAAUUAUAUACAGGCACAUUUUAAUUUUGGCUGCUAGACACAUCUGAACACUAGAUGUCGCACUUUGACUUUUUUCUACCCCCAUUGGCGUGGGUGGAGGAAAAAAAGUGAUUAAAGGUAUUUCGUGAGCA